Molecule: messenger RNA, 1395 nt
Organism: Echinococcus granulosus
Lineage: Eukaryota; Metazoa; Platyhelminthes; Cestoda; Cyclophyllidea; Taeniidae
Product: WD repeat and FYVE domain-containing protein 2
Exons: 8
Coding region: 1-1395 (464 amino acids)
Molecular function (GO): metal ion binding; protein binding
Source: RefSeq, a predicted model, not a curated record
AUGGCUUCUAUUGUUACUCCAGGACUGAAAGACGGUAGCAAACCAGAUUUAAUUUCUAUCAUCAGCGGGUUCGAGGGUGACGUACAUGAUGCUAUUUUUAUUGCGAAGGAGAUUUACAUUUUGACCAGUUCCGAGGACAGGGCCUUGCGAUUAUGGGUGAUGCGUGACAGUGGAAGGUACUGGCCUUCUGUUGAGAAAGCUCUUCCAAGUCCCGCCGUCAUAAUAUUAUUUGACAAGCAAACAAGUCGAAUUUGCACGGGAUUGGCAAAUGGGACGAUAUCUGACUUUACAUUGAGUGCAGAUUACAAUGGCAUUAAUCACAAUCGGGAUAUCUUAGCCCAUGUUGAUCGGAUUACCGGACUUUUAUGGAUUAGAAAGCUGAAGCUUAUCAUCUCAACCUCAAAAGACCAAACCGCUAGUUGGUUUAAUGAUGAAAAUGGCCAACAAUUAGGGUCGUUUAAUAUUGAAGCCGCCGGAACCUGUCUUCAAUUUGAUGUGGCCACAAACUGUCUGUUCGUAGGAGAUGCCAAUGGGCGAAUCACGCUCCUCAGUUUCGCCAAGUCGCGUGACCUCUCCUCCUACGAGUUGAUCCGUCAGCUCCACGGUCACACCAAAUGCGUGACUUCUAUGUGCUGGGAUGGUGUGACUUCUCGUCUCAUUUCAUCAUCUGCUGACAACUCUGUUAUUCUCUGGGACAUUGGAGGUGGCAAAGGAACAGCUUUUGAGCUCCAAGGUCACAGGAGCACCGUCACCUCAGCUAAGUGGUGGCACAAACCAGUCCCCUCCACUGCUACUGCUGGCAAUGGUGAAGAUACAAAGAGUUUCCGGCCUGCAGCCGCCAGCGUCGCCACCUACGUCAUCUCUACAGGUCUGGAUGGUCUUGUCUUCUUCUGGCUUAUUGACGGUGAAAGCGCCCAUGGCCGCCGUGUUAGACGUCAGGAGACGCCCAACUGGGCCGAGUCUGACAUCUGCCAGCUCUGCUCUGCACCCUUCUUCUGGAAUAUUAAGAAAAUGUGGACUGACAUGUCAGUUGGUGUUCGGCAGCACCAUUGUCGCCGAUGUGGAAAAGCCGUGUGUGAAAAAUGCUCGUUGAACCGCUCCGUCUACCCGGUGAUGGGCUUUGAACGUGAGGUCCGCAUGUGCAAUGAGUGCUUCAAGGCCAUUUCUGGAGAGGAUCUCAACAGUCUGGCGCAUUACUUUGAUGCCCGCCACCCCAUUGUGCGCCAACACCUUCUGGGUGAUUUGAACUUCAUGCUCACCAUCGGAAAGAAUAAGGAAGUUAAGGUGGGUGUGGGAUCUGAAAUCAUUCCUAUGAUUUUACACUGUUCAGCGACUCCAUCAUCACCUUUCGUCCCCUACCGUAAAAGGAUAAAAAAGACAUCCUCGCGAGACUAA